This is a messenger RNA of Dermacentor andersoni, 6860 nucleotides long. RefSeq lists its product as uncharacterized. Gene Ontology annotation, cellular component: membrane. Lineage: Eukaryota; Metazoa; Arthropoda; Arachnida; Ixodida; Ixodidae. Gene Ontology annotation, biological process: G protein-coupled receptor signaling pathway. Gene Ontology annotation, molecular function: G protein-coupled receptor activity. The record is from RefSeq and is a predicted model, not a curated record.
GUAAAAUGCAAGAGCUGGAGUAAAAGAGAUUGUGUUAACGUUUCUUCCAAGAAGUAGGGGCGACGAAGAAGGAAACGUAUUUUCGCGUGUGCGCAGGUGUUGCCAAUGCUGAUGGCUCAGUUUUCUGAGAAAGUUUAAAACGGUUGCGCAACCCCCGCUUCCUUUUCUCAUGUUACCGCAAUUCCGUUUAUUGUUUUGCUUUCUCUCAUUCUACUUUAGGCACCCGCGUCUUCUUUUCACCACCUGUUGAUUAGGGAGGUUGAGUUAUGUUAUCAAGGGAAUCAGUAGUUUCCCAGACGACGCCAAGUGUACAUCUCCAAAGAAAGUUGAUGCCAGUGACAUUCUUUGCUCGACCAUUGUUCAUCGCUCCUUUCCCUCUUGUGAUCUCUUAUAUUGUUCGACAUUCAAAAGCAACGAGGAAUACAAUCACCUUGCAGGACACAACAAUGCAAAACAACUCAGCUUUAUUUAUUUAGUUACGCAUUUCUUUCUUUCUUUCUUUCUUUCUUUCCUUCUUUCUUUCUUUCUUUCUUUCUUUCUUUCUUUCUUUCGCUUUAUUCAAGGCAAGUUACACAGGAAAUUGCCUUGAAUUGCACGACAAAAGGCAUAUACGGUGCCUGACAAGGCCAUGCUACCCUUGCAGCAGCGCACCAAUGAGGCAGACAUAAGAAAAACAAACACUUCCAAAAUAAAAUAAAAAACACUGCUGUAGUGUAAGGAUGCAAAAACAAGAAAUGAUUGCAUUUUUAUAGAAAUCAGAUCAUAAAUGUUGCAGAUAGUAGGAAAAGAACUCGCAAACUACACAAAAGUCAGAAAUAUGAAGACAGACUGGAAGCGAUAUAACGAAAACAGAAGACCAUUUAUACUAUCAGCGGAGUACGUUUCAUUGGCAGUUUGAUGCGGCAUCAAACAUUUUUUUCAGGGUUUGUUUAUAUUGUCGGAUGGUUGUUCCUUUAUUUAAUGCACCUAAAAUAAUUUACCUGGUUACGAUACUUCCCUCGCAAACAUUUUGUACAAAUUCAAGUAAUGCUAUACUAACUAACUCAUUAAAAAGCAACGUAUCACAUAAAAGAAACUGCGAAAAAAAAAAACUGAACAUUGUGCAGGCAUUGACAAAGAAAACGUAAAAUUUUUGUCGCCGACUUCCAUGCUUGUUUUUCAUCAGCUCCGGAAGAUGGCGCCACACGUUACGCCGGCCACCUAGACGGCUAUGGAAAGCCCGGGACGCGUUGCCUUGACAACGAACCGGUGUCCGAGCCAUCCGCUGCCGGGACGGGCUGCUAGGUCUAUAAGAGAACCACACGUGACCCAGGAGCUUUGGCAGUUGCGUUCGGGUCAGCCGGUGCGAAGGUACGCACAUGGAGCGCUCGACCAGCGCUAACAGGCUGUCGGAACUCGAAGCCGACAGCCGCGCGUCUUCUUCAACGCUAAUACAAGUCGAGACGGACGUCUGGAGAGCUCUGUAGGAUAAUUAAUGCCGUCAUUAUCAAGUUGCAUCGUCACGUCGUUUAUUCAUAGUUUCGAGAAGACUUACGAAACAUGAAGGUGGGCCGUUGCUGCACCUUCGGAGUCAUUCAAUACGGUUGGUGUGGCUGCGUGUCUGCGUUCGCGUAGUUUGCAAGAGGAAAGACCCGUUCGUCGACUUGCGAGACCUCGCACUGUCAACCAUCGAUCUUUGUGUCGCGAGAUUUUUGUGUCGUUUAAGGACCGACUAGUUGAAUUGGACCUGAGAGUCGACGCAAGCUUUGUGAGCUUCUGUCCCUCGGUUGCUCCAUGACAUUGACUACAACAAACGUUAUCGUUGUUACCGGAAAGACGCGAUGCUUUUCCACUCAAGGGGGAACCUAAAGAUCGUCACACUUUUCGGAACUUUCAACAGGUGUGCCUGGAAGCAGCAUGACGCGCCAAAUGCCAUUUCCCGGCAUUGAUUGCUCGUAUUCUUGGUGACGACAAGCCAUGGAAUUGAACGUUGAUCGAGAACGCCUUGCUCUAACUCCGUACCUCGGUGGAAUCAGCACCAAUCCUACCGCCCGCAACCAAGCUCCAGCCUUCCCCAAUUUCAUUGCCUUGGACCAGUCAUCAGAAAUCCUGCCGUUUGUGCCGUCCGGUGAAGCCAGUGCAGUCGCUUCCGACCGCGCGGUCGACAUAGAAGACAACCAAUCAUCGCUGUCGUUCCGGUACAUCCGCCUCGAAGUCCACUUCGCGCUUCUGCUGGCUAUCAUGGUUUCGAGUGUCGCUGUGAAUGGCCUCGUGUUUGUUCUCUUCUAUCAGCGGCCAUCGGUUCGCAUGACUUCGAACAAGUUUGUGUUGAACAUGGCCAUUGUGUACCUCCUGCAGAAUUUCACCCUUCUCCCAUUCAUUUUCGCGUCCAUCAUGUUCCAAGAAUGGAUAUUCGGAGACGUGUGGUGCAAAGUACACGGCACCCUCUCCCUGUGCCUCACCUUAGCCAAUGUUUUCUCCAUUCUCUUAAUAGCUGUAGACAGAAAUUGUGCCGUCAACAGCCCAUUGCACUAUUCGAUGACCAUCACGAAGAAACGAACGAGUGGCCUCAUCGUAUCUACUUGGCUCAUCGCCAUUGUCGUAGCACUACCACCGCUUUGUGGAGUCUCGGACAUUAAAUACCAAGAAAGCUGGGCUAUGUGCACUGUAACCUGGCAGGACACCGGUUUUCUCACGAUAGCCUACUCGUGUGUCUUCUGCGUUAUAGGCUUCCUGCUUCCGUUUAUCCGGAUCACGUGGAUAUACGCAUCUAUGUUGAAAGCGGCUCGCCGCAAUAGCGCGUGCACACGUUUAAACUUCCACGCCGUUGGCAACGAGAUCAGCCAGCCCUCGUUGGUGGCAACGGAAGUUGGAAACCAUGCGUCUCCUUACCUGCACAGGAAGUUGGCUUGGUCUAAACGAACUUCUUCGCUUAGUCAAGCGUCUUCGAUAUUCGGCGACAAGUGGAAGGCAGUACGCACGGGAGUCCUGGUUGUGGUCUCAUUUACGGGGUGCUUCCUACCCUUCUUCUCCAUGACCUUGGUGGAGCCGCACGCGCGAACACGCAAGACUGCGCUGCACGACCUUCCGGCCAUCGCCAUGUUACUCCUCUUCUGCUCGUCGCUCAUCAACCCGUACCUGUACGUCAUCAGAAACAAGGUGAUGCGCAAACACGUGCAUAAGAUGUUCACCCGCCUGACGCGCAAGCCCAGUUUCUUCUCUCCGCGAGGCUACCAUCACAGCCACCAGAGCCCGCUGCAAGAGAGAAAGUGCUCCGAGGAUAUGAAGAUGCCUGGUGGCGCGGCGUCCCUGCACCCCAGAGAGAGCGCCGACUACCAGACGCCUUUUGUCGCACACUCGCUGUGUCAAAGCAAGUCGGGCGACUGGAAGAUCGUCACCGUGACGACAGAUUCGAGGCGGUCAUCUUCCCAGAGAUCUUGCAUCACGGUGGAGCACCCCGUAUUCAUAGACAGCGCGACACAAGAGCUACAGCCACACCAGCAGCAGCAGUGGCGCUACAAGUGCAAACCUGAACCCGGCCUACGGGUCGCCGCCAUGAGGAGCGGCUUCAACCGGCGAGCAUCGUUAGACAGCUCCAAACUUAUGUCGGCACGCUUUUCGAGCAUGCCCGAGCGCAGCUCAGAGGUGACAGCUGUGAAGUCCACCACAUAUACGGGAGGCGACCGAAGCAUGUCUUUCCGAACUCGGGGUCGCUUCGCGAACCGUGAGGAGUUGAUCGAAGCGCACGACCCAUCAUGCAAUAGCAGCGUGUGCCAGGAGAUGUGGGGCCGUCACUUUAUCGACUCGUCUCAGUGCCGGAGGCCAAGCCAUGCCAUAUAUGACUCGCAGAACAGCACAUCAGCUGUACUCGGUUGUGGAGAAAUAUACAAUAGGUUUUCCACGGUUGACAGCGUCGCGCAAGUACACAGUUACGAAAAAGUUUCCUCCGCGUAUGAUACCUCUGCAGUGGCCGCAUACCAUCGCCGACCAGUGCUUAAACGAGGCCGAUCAUUCGCUUUUGACGAGCACGAAAUGAGCAUGGCCUUCUCGCCGCAAAGGAUAUCGUACUGUGGCGGACUGCGGAAGUCCCGAUUUGCUUUGGCUAGAAACUCUCUGAGGCACAGUUCUACUGACACCACCACGACCACGCUGGAGUCGCUGACCUCCACGGAGUCACAAGAUGGUCCCGUAAUCGCAACGCCCGAGUCGUACGCACCAUGCUAUGAGUCAUCCGUGAUCUUGGCGCAGAAGUACUGCCAGCGCGAGCACGCGACACGGAAUGGUGACAUUUUGCCUCCUUCUCUUCGUUCCUCAGCAAUUCACCAGCGAACGCCGCACGGUCACUUUCCGUGUGAGUGCCAGGAUCGGAGGGACUCUGGCUUCGAGGAUGCCAUGCUGGGGAAGGGUAUUAUGUGCGAUACAAUUGUGAACGAAGCUGGCUCUAUCAAGGCAGUGAAGUUUCUAGAACGAAUGUAGUUGCCAAACAUUGAUCGCCCUUCCAUACAGAUGUGAUUGCCCGUUGUUCGCUCACAUAGCCACAAAGGUUGACCUUGGACCACGGAGCCAUAGGUGUUACCAGUUCGUACAGCCCAUUAACGUUCUGUGUGAGUUACGAACAUUUAUUCUUACAAUAUGAACCAAGCAUACUGACAAUGUUCUAGAAGACGGUAAUAACAUGUGCGUUUAUGUCGAACUUUACCAAUCGCAAUGACGUAGAAUAUUACAAAUGCCUUUUUUUUUGCCGUGGAGCAGUGAGAGCAUUGUCGAAGUGUGCUAAAAAGAAACUUAACGUUGUCCGAGAUCUCAGGCGUGAUAUUGAACUAUUGAACUUGUUGUCGAUAAGCACAUAGGUAUAUUAGAGAACAGUGAACCAUAUAAUGUUUAAUUUAAAGGAAAGAGAAAGAGGAAGUUAUGACCAGCUAUGUUCACUCGACUGUUGACAAACAAGGCUCAUAUAAAAAGUGUUAUAAGACUCAUAUGCAUGAAAGUGGGAAAACACGCUUUUGAGUUCAGUACAUUCUCUUACAAACUCAAAGAUUUAGUCACAGGGAACUCAUAUUUCAGAGAAAAAGUUAAACAACACUAGGGCAGUAUGACAGUAUGGUACACCUAUUCGCUACACAAGCUGAUGUACCUUGUAUACCGACUGUGAUUGCGGAAUUCAGGCGCACUAAAAGUUGACCCCAGUGGCAUUCCUGAUCGUCAGCAGAAAUAAACAGCGCAGUUUUGGUGGUCAUGUUUACAAACGUUACACAGAAAUAAAACGUCUACACGUAAUAGUGUUUGUCAUCGCGUUGUCAAAGCUUUCAACCAAACAAGUGUAGGCUAGGGUGGCAUCCGACUCCUCCGCGAAAUGCAACGCACUUAACGAAUGAGGCGCUCAGCGUGUCGAGUGAAACUGCGCGAUCAUCCUUGACACUGUUGUACAUUGUCUGACAGUUUAUUGCCUGAAAUAGUGUUGAAAGGUUGUAACAUGUAAAAUUACUUGCGGCAAGAGACCACCCAAAUUCUGAGAAGACAUGACAAAGAAUGCGAUGCGAUUAUGUGCUGGGCCGAUUAGGCUGCAGGUAGAAAAGUUAGUCCCUGUCGAUUAAAGGAUCAAGACUUUAUUGGAUGCCUGACACCGUAGCGCUUGCUGCAUUUCAGUCUGAGUGUCGCGAUUUGAAUUCAGUAAAUAGCACAUACACAAGACCAAUUUUUUCUUUUAAUCGCAGAUUGAUUUUCGCAGUGGCAGCUGAAUAGCUCUACUUCUAACGGUACACCUCAAACCUUCUCACACUGCAUUAAAGUAUAUUGUGUUUCUGCACGACGGUUCUUUGCAGCUAUGAUUCAGACUCGACACCCAAGGAAAAAAGCAACGUUUGUUAAGUCACCGCCUUUUCUGGUCAAUGAAUCUGUAUUGUGGUUUCUGAGUGUUAGUUCGCGAUUCAAGAUAUUUUGGGAAUAUCGUACCUGACAGUCAUGAAGUUUAAUGGCGAGCUAGUAUAAGAGAACCUAAAGAGCAUUACUACUUGCUUUAUUAUCAACAUUGCAGAUUUCUAGGUGCAAAUUUGAAAAAGAAUAACGCCUUAGAGGACAAAGGGGUGGCAAAAGAAUGAUUUAGUAGGCUUUAAGUACCCACAGUAGCAGCAUAGAAUGGACAAAUAACAGGGAAAGACUCUACACGGGCACCCAUGUUUUGUCUUCCGCUGUAUGGACUUCAUCUAUUCUGUGCUUUUACUAGGUUCCUAAUACAUACAAACUCGCCCAGCACUACAUUGUUCUGCAGUUCGUUAGUACUUUGACUUGUUCUUAGUACAAAUCGUUCGUUGCACGGCAACAUUAAUUGCUGACCCACCACAGGAUAUAUAUAGUACGCUUCCUCCUUUUAGAUAUAGCUCGACUUUCGUAGCCUUCAAAAUACUCUUCUGAGCCUAUCGGUGUCCAGCACCUGCGAGUGUACAGAAAGCUGUAUAGAGCUCUUAAUGUUUUCAGAUAUGACGUGUUCCUUCAGUAUCUGUGAUCCUUGCCCUUCUUUGCCUUAUCUUCACAUACUUCGCUUGUGUAAUCAUGUUUCGACCCCAUACAGUAAUCGUGAAGACGAUAAUAACCACUGUACACGCCUCCGUCAGAGCAAACCUGAAAAAAAAAUGCACUGCAUAAAAUAAACUGUACAAUUUUCUUUGAAAACAAAAGCCAGUGGUGAUUAAGUGGUAAAUUCGGCAAGACUGCUUGAGCAUUACGUCGCACCACUUUGAGAUCCCGGCUCCAACCACGUUAACCCUAUUGCAAAGUGUUGUACAGGAGCCAGCUCGACGCACGGCCUGCCUCUUCGAGGAAUGAAGUGCAAGACAGUGGACAGGAACAGAAUAUAUAUAUAUAUAUAUAUAUAUAUAUAUAUA